AUGGUCCCGUUGGACCUUUUCCUGACUGAUCCUCUUUGGUGGAGCGAACACCUGACUCCUGUAUUCACCGCUAUCUCCUCCGCCCUAGACAUCCCUGACUCCUGGAGAGAAGCUAUAAUAGUUCCGAUCUUCAAAGGCGGCCAGCCAAACAUCCCUAGGAACUAUCGCCCCAUCAGCUUAUUAUCCAUCCCGGGGAAAAUAUUUGCCGCUGUUUUACUGGAGGAACUUCUCUCAUGGGUCCAGGAGAGGAACAUUCUACCGCUAGAACAGAUUGGUUUCCGAAAGUCAGCGUCAACCAUGGACCAUUGUCUAACUCUCUAUCACCUUGCCAGUAAAUACACUGCUCCAAGGCAAGGCCACCUAUUUGCCGCUUUCAUGGACCUGGAGGCCGCCUUUGAUUCCAUUCCUAGGCAGAGAUUAUGGUCCAAACUUGCCCAUCUGGGAAUUGAUCCGCACCUCCUCUCCCUAAUUAUCUCCCUUUAUUCAAACACCACAGCUCGCGUCCGAACUGGUCCUAACGGCUCCCCACUACUCCAUUUCCAACGGCCAAGGGCGUCCGACAAGGUUGUCUCUUGGCCCCUUUACUGUUUAAUCUCUAUCUUCAUGAUGCAAUUUCCACUUUGA
Podarcis lilfordi (Lilford's wall lizard) is the source of this 624-nucleotide messenger RNA. The record is from the annotation of a GenBank genome assembly. NCBI's taxonomy places the organism in Eukaryota, Metazoa, Chordata, Lepidosauria, Squamata, Lacertidae.